Zeugodacus cucurbitae (melon fly) is the source of this 907-nucleotide messenger RNA. RefSeq lists its product as uncharacterized. The record is from RefSeq and is a predicted model, not a curated record. Bases 510 to 854 code for a protein of 114 amino acids. The transcript is spliced from 2 exons. NCBI's taxonomy places the organism in Eukaryota, Metazoa, Arthropoda, Insecta, Diptera, Tephritidae.
AUCCCGAUUAAAUCCAUAACCUCCAAUUUCUGAAGGUUCCUGGAACAAUACUAACAGGCAAAGUGAAACAAUUACCCCAAGAAUGUUGCAUUUGUACAUUUCCUUUGGGAAUCAGUAUAGUAAAUCAUAGUUCAUGAAUAUAAGAUAAUUAAAUGAUUAUCAUACCUUUGUGUUUGCAACAAAUAAUAUGCAUUGUGUUCGAUUGUGUGUGGUUAUAUACAUACAUAUAUGUAGAUAUAAUCACAGCAGGUGUAAACUAUUGAUUGACGAUAAACUAGGCUCAUGUGCACUGUGUCACUGCUCAAAAUUACGGACACGUAUUAAUUUAAGUAACCCACGGUAACCAGUUGAGCCAUAACAAAUGACUUCUCAUCUUUGUUAUCUAUUACGAGGAACUUAAAUAAUAUUUUACAAUCAACUAGUGAAGCUAAUAGAACUGGAGAAAAAAUAAAAUCGAAAUUGAAUUAAUACAUUUGUUUAAUAAAAGUUAAAAGUUAAAAAAUAUCGUUAUGAAGCAUCAACAAGUUGUUGUGGAUUACUGGAAUAUGAUAAAGACCUCGUUUACAUGUUUGCUAUUGGCCUUCUCCGGUUAUAUUUUAAUCAAAAUGGUUCAAACCAUAUUUUGGUUACCUGGCUAUUUACAGAAGAAUCAGAAACGUUUAGAAGAGUUAGCAGCGCAGUACAAUUUAGAACUGGACGGUGAUAAAAGUCUUACUGACGUGUUGAAAGCACAAAUAGAAGCCACUUUAGAGGAAAAACAAACGUUGACAAAUGAAGAAAGUGUUGAGGAUAAGAGCAACAAUGCGUUGGUGGUUACGGCGAAUGUGGAAGGCGAGCCCAAAAAACAAAAAUAAAUGUAUUUAAUAUAACUAUAAACUUUUUAUUACAACUUUAUAUUACAUUAUUU